AUGUGGGGCCUCUUUGCGCCCCUUAAUUACCUCCCGGAGAUGGCUUCGCUUCAUGGAUUUGGGGACUUUGCGCUUGACGCCAUCGGACAAUUCAACGCCAUAUGCAUCGUGACAACUCUAUCCGGUGUCUUGGUGUUGGCCUUCUGGCUGCCACUGGACUUUCAAACGUACCUGGCCGGUAUUAUCGUGUUCUCCUUACUCUUUGGUUUUAUCAGUGGCGGCUUCGUGAGCGCUCUGCUUGGUCAUCGCGCUAGGGGAUUGACCGGCCUUCCUAUCGAAGGAGCAAUUAAAGACCGCGAAGGCAACAAGCUCACGGGCUUGAUGUACUUUGCAGGAGCAACUAUGAUUCUUAGGAGAAUAUGCACCGGGGCCGCUUGA
This is a messenger RNA of Aspergillus tanneri, 378 nucleotides long. RefSeq lists its product as uncharacterized. Lineage: Eukaryota; Fungi; Ascomycota; Eurotiomycetes; Eurotiales; Aspergillaceae. The transcript is spliced from 2 exons. The record is from RefSeq and is a predicted model, not a curated record. The coding region runs from base 1 to 378 and encodes 125 amino acids.